AUUAUGCUGCUAGCGGAGCAGCUUUUUUGAUUCCUGCCAAAAAUACACUUAGCUACACUUACACGGGCCGGCGCAAAAAGCGUACACAAGCUGGUGUGGUUUACCAUUCAAAAAAGGGAGUUUGAUCCCUUGAAAGCACCCGCAAAAAGGUUCGCAUAAAAGGAGGAAGAAAGCUUGCACGUGUGUUUGGCAGGAUGGGAAACAAAGCAUCAUGCUGCUCGUACUCGAGUCCACCGCCGACGCGCAAAGCAAAGGAAGCGCCCGUAUUCGAGGAGCAUCUGCCCGAGGGCGAACUGUCCGCAAACAAUCUGCAACACAUUUCCGAACGUGAGGGUGACGACGGUGAGCACGAUCCGUCGGUCGAUCCGUCCGCCGGCACCAUGUUCCUGGAGCGCUCGAAACAAAGUCUCGAAAAUGGUAUGACGCGCAAAAAGUCUCAGCAUCAGAUCGUACCGCAGGGCGGUGGUGGUCCCGGUGGUGGCGGUGGAGGCGGCGGUGGUGGUGGCGGUGGAGGUGGUGGUGGUGGUGGUGUGCUGAAGAAGAGUAGCAGCUGUUCGACGAUCUACCUGGACGACAGUACCGUGUCGCAGCCGAACCUAAAGAACACGGUCAAGUGUGUGUCGCUGGCGAUCUACUAUCACAUCAAGAAUCGUACGAGCGAGCGGCGGAUAGACAUCUUCGAUGAGAAGCUGCACCCGCUAACGCGCGAUCCGGUGCCGGACGAUUACGAUCGGCACAAUCCGGAACACCGGCAGAUCUACAAGUUCGUGCGGACGCUCUUCAAUGCCGCCCAGCUGACGGCCGAGUGUGCCAUCAUUACGCUCGUCUACCUCGAGCGUCUGCUGACGUACGCCGAGCUGGACAUUGCGUCCUGCAACUGGAAGCGAAUAGUGCUCGGUGCGAUACUGCUCGCGAGCAAAGUGUGGGACGAUCAGGCGGUAUGGAACGUUGACUACUGUCAAAUUCUGAAGGACAUUACGGUGGAGGAUAUGAAUGAGCUCGAGCGACAGUUUUUGGAGCUGCUACAGUUCAACAUCAACGUACCGUCGUCCGUGUACGCAAAGUACUACUUCGAUCUGCGCACGCUAGCGGAAGCGAACGAUCUAUCCUUCCCGACCGAACCGCUCUCGAAGGAGCGUGCCCAGAAGCUGGAAGCGAUGUCGCGCGUCAUGCAGGAUAAAGCGACAGCGGAAGCGCUGAAAAAUGGCAUGAAAAAGUGGUCAUCGAUCGAUAAUAUCCACCAGCAGGGAGGCAUCCGGCGCAGUGUUGCCAUCCUGUCGUGAUUUUCUUCCCUCCCGACGCCGUCGCACGUGAGCGUGAUAACGGUGAUGGUUAUCGCGUAGAUCGAAUCGCCCGCCCGCCAUAACACCUUCCGACGUACGAAGAGUCCGCAGGUGCUGAGAGUGUCCUGGCGAUGGACGCUUGAGAGCAGCUACACUGCUAUAAACUAAACUUAGGGUGUAAACUAUCGUCGUUAGUACGCAACGCUCUACUCUUACUAUCGCUGUAACUGUAAACAAAAUCGAUACUGCUAUUGUAAUUAUUAUCAUCGCUAUCAUCGCUGCAACUAUUAUUGCACACGCUCGCCGGUAAUUAUUUUUUCGGUCAGGACACUCGUAGAACGGUAUGCUACCGUUGCCGCUGAAUGUUACUGUUGCUAGGGAUCGUGUUUUCCUGUGCAAAAUUUAAAAAAGAUGACAGUAUACGCGUGUAUACUGUUUCCCACAUUUUACUAAUGUCAUGCUUUUUUUAUUAAAAGAACAAAAUUUAUUCUUUAUACAUUCACACAGCCACACACACAUUCAAACUCAUACCUAUAUAACUCUGUGCUCGAAAGGAAAGAUGAUCAAAUGGAGAUCAUGCAGUAAGGCUUUAGAAGAAACAAAAAAAAUCUAACGGCAAGAGGUUCCACGACACUACAAACACAACAGAAAGCACAAACAGCAAAACAAAAAACAAAAUAGAUAAGCGAUUCUCAUCGGCUCAUGUGUCAGGAAAGCGAAAAA
This is a messenger RNA of Anopheles funestus (African malaria mosquito), 2006 nucleotides long. RefSeq names its product cyclin-Y-like protein 1 (gene CycY). Gene Ontology annotation, cellular component: plasma membrane. The record is from RefSeq and is a predicted model, not a curated record. The transcript has a single exon. Lineage: Eukaryota; Metazoa; Arthropoda; Insecta; Diptera; Culicidae. Gene Ontology annotation, molecular function: protein kinase binding; cyclin-dependent protein serine/threonine kinase activator activity. Gene Ontology annotation, biological process: regulation of cyclin-dependent protein serine/threonine kinase activity; regulation of canonical Wnt signaling pathway. Bases 195 to 1283 code for a protein of 362 amino acids.